Messenger RNA from Colossoma macropomum (tambaqui), 945 nucleotides. RefSeq names its product histone H2A. Lineage: Eukaryota; Metazoa; Chordata; Actinopteri; Characiformes; Serrasalmidae. Bases 84 to 470 code for a protein of 128 amino acids. Gene Ontology annotation, molecular function: DNA binding; structural constituent of chromatin; protein heterodimerization activity. The record is from RefSeq and is a predicted model, not a curated record. The transcript has a single exon. Gene Ontology annotation, cellular component: nucleosome.
AUAUGCUUAAACGUCUUUGGUCGCUGUUGACAUUCUAAACAAAGCAUUUCUCCUGUACGCCUUUAGCUUGUGGUGAUUCAGACAUGUCUGGAAGGGGGAAAACCGGAGGAAAGGCUCGGGCCAAAGCCAAGUCUCGUUCUUCCAGAGCCGGACUGCAGUUUCCAGUCGGUCGUGUCCACAGACUGUUACGCAAAGGGAACUACGCGGAGCGCGUAGGCGCGGGGGCUCCUGUGUAUCUGGCCGCAGUGCUGGAGUAUCUGACUGCUGAGAUCCUCGAGCUGGCUGGAAACGCAGCGAGAGACAACAAGAAGACUAGGAUCAUCCCCCGCCACCUGCAACUCGCCGUCCGCAACGACGAGGAGCUCAAUAAACUUUUAGGUGGUGUUACCAUCGCGCAGGGUGGAGUGCUGCCAAACAUCCAGGCUGUUCUCCUGCCCAAGAAAACCGAGAAGCCAGUCAAGAGCAAGUAAUCGGCUUUUGUGACCGAGGACAUUGACAUAACGGCUCUGUAAGGAGCCACCAUUUUGAGUCUGAGAAGUGUUUAUUGUUCUUACUCUUACGUUGCAUUGUGUUUGUUCUACGAAAACUAAAAGAUGCUUCGUGUAAAACUUUGAAUUUCUUUGCUGUUGUUGUUUCUUGGACGAUUCCGUGUGUAUUUGAGGGCAGAGAGCGACGAGGCUGACCACAGCAAGACGAGCACUAAAACCACCGCUGGCUAAAAAUGGCCGAGGGACUCGCUAAACUUGCCGUUUAAAAACAAAAGAGGCACUCUCCUCGGCGGACUGGAGAUCUAGUAGCCUGCACUCCUCAUUGUUUAUGGACCAAUGCUGGUUACGUCGUGUUUGUCUCGAGCUGUUAAUGACAUAUGAACCAUGUUUUAUUCUCUCAGCUGUUUUAACAGUUUGUUUCAAUAAAUGUUGAGCGCCUGAGUAAGGCACAAAGACA